Sabethes cyaneus is the source of this 1685-nucleotide messenger RNA. RefSeq names its product lipid storage droplets surface-binding protein 2 (gene Lsd-2). Bases 171 to 1268 code for a protein of 365 amino acids. NCBI's taxonomy places the organism in Eukaryota, Metazoa, Arthropoda, Insecta, Diptera, Culicidae. The transcript has 3 exons. Gene Ontology annotation, cellular component: cytosol; lipid droplet. The record is from RefSeq and is a predicted model, not a curated record. Gene Ontology annotation, biological process: positive regulation of triglyceride storage; lipid storage.
CGUUGCGCUGGAAAGGAGGGUUUUUUCCAUUUCUGUUAAAACUGUGAACUGUUUUAAAAGGGACAUAAUACUACUACCCGUUCUUCCGUUAUCAGCUAUCAAGUCAAGUGUACGCGUGUGUGCUCUGUGGUGAUAAGUUCCCCAAUUAAUUAGUCAGCAAUAACGAAAAAAUGUCCGGAAAAGUUGAAAACGGUAGUGUACCGAAAGGCGUUGCUGCUGCUGCAGCAGCACCGGCUCCGAACGAGGAUCAGGCCAGCCUGCUGCCGCAUCUCGAAUCGUUGGAUCGCAUGCUGAAGCUGCCGGUGGUGGACGCAACCUGGCAGCAAACGCAGAACGUCUACGGACGGGUGAAAGACUGCAACCCACUGCUAACGUGGGCCCUUGGAACGGCCGAAGAUGUCGUGCACCGUGCCGUCACGAUCUCCGCUCCCCUGGUGCAAAAGCUGGACCGCCCGCUUCAGCUGGUCGACCAAACUCUGGUCAAGGGAAUCGAUAAACUCGAAGUGAAUGCUCCGAUCAUCAAGGAGCAACCGCAGGAGAUCUACAAUCAGGCCAAAUCGAAGGUGCUGGAAACGGUUAAACCCUACACGGAGAAAGUCUGCGAAAUGCGCUCGGCAACACAGCAGCGAGCUUCCUCGCUGAAGGAUCUCUCCUGGAAGAAAGCGAACGAAGUACUGGCAACUCAGUAUGGCAGCAUCGCAGUUUCCGGCGUGGACACAACCGCUCAACUGGCCGAGCGUCUGCUGGAUUACUACUUCCCGAAAAGCGAGGGUGACAUCGAAGAUGACAACGCUGCCAUUUCCGCCAAAGACGACCCUGUCCUGCACACCGUCCAGACCGUCGGUCGCCUCUCGAACAAAGUCGCCCGCCGCGUUUACCGCACCGUCUCCAAGCAGGUCAAAUCCCUGCGAAAGGAGGACGUUAAGGACUACGUGGCCACCCUGAUCGCCGUGCUCCGUCUGACGCAAUACCUCAACUUCAUCAACGACAAGCGUCACCAGCAGCAGCAGCAGCAGGCGAUCGAAGCCUCACCGGAGACGACGACGACACCCAGCUCGUCGGCCACGACCGUUUCCGACGUCGUCGCCACCACCAACAGCAGCCAGACCCUGAAGGAGAAGCAACAGCAGAAACGGUCCCAACACAAUGCGUCUUCCUCGAGCACCAGUUCCACGACCGUCGGUUCCACCUCAACGGCCGCCGACGAGGGAGCGGCGGCAAACAGCGUCACCAAACAACCUCCGAAGGAAGAUUCGCCAAAGCAGUGAAUGUUCAAAAAGUAAAAAACGGAGCGCAAAACGGCUCAAGUCGGGCACCCGGUUGGUUGCCUACUAGAACUACUGGAACUGAUUAACUAAUGGUAGAUUGUUAGUUUAUUCCCAAUGUUUUUUCCCGCUAUUUUAAGUCGUUUUGCUGAACUUGUGUCCGAACGUGUUGCAACAUGUGUGAAUGCGAGAACUGUGUGAAUUUGUUUGAACGAAACAUUGUCUUGUAUGUAUAGCUUUUUUUUCUUUUUCCCCGGGGAAUUAGUUGAUAGAGAAAACUAAACAGAGAAAUUUAUAUUUUUUUUUUCAACUUAUUCGAUAAGCAAUAUACGUUUACGAGAGCUCUAUUACUGUUUACUCAUUGCAUCAGAAAUAUGUAAAACUGAAAAUUUAAAUACAUCGCAGGAUAUUGUAUACAAU